CUUAAGAUGCCCUACACAGUUUAGAGAACAAGUUCAGUUCUCUGAUGUCCACAAACUCUGAUUGAUUAAGCACUGCUUCUCCUGUGUUUGGCGGUUCUGGGAGCCACAGAAACAAUGCUGCCAAAAUUUCACAAGUGGUUGCCUCUUCUAUUUUUUUUCUUUUCAACUUGUACUGCAAUUUUUGCCACACGUGAAAACUGCUGUAUCUUGGAUGAACGAUUCGGAAACUUUUGUCCUACAACAUGUGGCAUUGCAGAUUUCACAACCAGAUAUCAUUCAGAUGUUGAUCGAGAUCUUCAGAUCCUUGAACAAUUGUUGCAGGACAUUUCUAAUUCUUCAGGUGUCACUGACAAUUUGAUACGCCAGAUCCGACAAGUGCAUGUCCAGCCAACAGCUCAAUCAAGUGUGGUUCCAGGUUAUACACAGAAGUCCAGACAAAUCAUUGAUGAAAUUAUCAGAUAUGAAAACAUCAUUGUCGGCCAUGAAAAUACUAUACAGCAAUUGACAGACAUGCUGAUAUUAAACAAUAACAAGAUUCAGUUAUUAAAGCAGAAAACUGCUCAGCUCGAGGCACAAUGUCAACAGCCAUGUAGAGACACUGUCCAGAUACAAGAAUUAACUGGAAGAGAUUGUCAAGACAUUGCUAAUAAAGGUGCCCGGCAGAGUGGACUGUACUUCAUAAAGCCCCUGAAAGCUAAGCAACAGUUCCUAGUGUACUGUGAAAUCGACAAUCUGGGCAAUGGGUGGACAGUUUUACAGAGGAGGCUUGAUGGCAGCGAAGACUUUCACAAAAACUGGAUUCAGUAUAAGGAAGGAUUUGGACAUCUGUCACCUAAUGACAAUACAGAAUUCUGGUUGGGAAAUGAAAAGAUUCAUUUAAUAACUACACAGACUACAGUCCCCUAUGCCUUGAGAAUAGAGCUGGAGGACUGGAGUAACCAAAAAAGCUAUGCCGAUUAUGCCCAUUUCAAAUUGGGAAAUGAAGCUGACAAAUACCGUUUGAUCUAUGCCUACUUUGCUGGGGGUGAAGCUGGGGAUGCCUUUGAUGGGUUUGAUUUUGGAGAGGAUCCCAGCGACAAGUUUUUUACUUCUCACAACGGCAUACAGUUUAGCACGCCUGACAGCGAUAAUGAUAAAUAUGACGGCAACUGUGCUGAACAAGAUGGAUCUGGAUGGUGGAUGAACAAGUGUCAUGCCGCCCAUCUGAAUGGCAAAUAUUAUUCAGGAGGCACUUAUACCGAGAAAGAUGCAGGUCCAAGUGGCUAUGACAAUGGCAUUAUCUGGGCAACUUGGCGUGAUCGGUGGUAUUCCUUAAAGAAAACAGUUAUGAAAGUCAUUCCUUUCACCAGACUCGCAAUUGUAACAGGGCAACAAAGUGGAGGAGUGAAAGAUGUUGAUUUUGGGAGCCGUGGAGACAUUUAGAAAGACAACUGCCUUUGUAAAGGCAACGAUGAACACCAAUACUAUCGAAUUUUGAGCAUAUUGUUUACAAUAAAACGACACAUUCAUGACAAGAAGUGGUUUUUUUUAAGAAAAAAAAUCAUCUUAAUUUUUCUAAUAAACUUACAUGAUUACUGAUCAUAUACCGUAAGUUCUGGCGGUGUCUAUUACUUAAAUUGACUUUAAAAGCAGGUGCUAUAGAUUAUUGUGAUUGGUUUAAAAAUUAGUCAUAUUUAUAGAGGACAUCAGUUUAAAUCAAUAGCCUUUAUGUAUGUCAUGACUAAUUGAAAUCUCACUGAUAUCAUUGUUUGGUUCCCACAAUGAGCUAAGCUUACCACACCAUAUUUAGGCAUGUUCAACAGCAAUUGGAUGUUUGUUGGCUGGUAGGUUAUAAAUCAUUGGUUAACAAACUAGAACAGCUAAGUGCACAGGAGCCAAAG
This is a messenger RNA of Thamnophis elegans (Western terrestrial garter snake), 1880 nucleotides long. RefSeq names its product fibrinogen gamma chain (gene FGG). Gene Ontology annotation, cellular component: fibrinogen complex. Gene Ontology annotation, biological process: blood coagulation; protein polymerization; platelet activation. The coding region runs from base 115 to 1422 and encodes 435 amino acids. The transcript is spliced from 9 exons. The record is from RefSeq and is a predicted model, not a curated record. NCBI's taxonomy places the organism in Eukaryota, Metazoa, Chordata, Lepidosauria, Squamata, Natricidae. Gene Ontology annotation, molecular function: signaling receptor binding.